AUGUCUCAGUCAGUCACAGGCAAAACAGCCAUCGUCACUGGUGCUGGCAGCGGCAUCAACCUAGCAUUUGCCUCUUCUUUGCUUGCCAAAGGUUGCAAUGUUGUUUUAGCUGAUCUGGCCCUAAGACCAGAGGCUCAGAAACUGCUCAAAGAGCAUCAAAAGGAUACCAAGCCAGACUCCCAUGGCAUCGCUGUCUUCCAGGAGACAGAUGUUCGAGAUUGGCUUCAACUUGAGCGCAUGUUCACAACAGCUCAGCAACAUUUCGAUCGCAUUGACAUUGUCUGUCCUGGUGCUGGCGUGUACGAACCUCCUUUCAGCAACUUUUGGCACCCCCCUGGGACUUCAGCAAGUCGCGAUACCGUCGAUGGCGGACGAUAUGCCCUCCUUGACAUCAACCUGGUCCAUCCUAUCCGCUCUUCUCAGCUCGCCAUUUCCCACUUUCUCGGCACCAAAGACAGAGGUAAUAAGACCAUCAUCCUGAUCUCAAGCACGAGCGCCCAGGACACAAGUAUCGCGACCCCCCUCUACGAUGCCUCGAAACAUGCCAUCAGCGGCUUUGUUCGCUCCUUGAGCAACAUCAGCUCAGCCAAUGUCCGUACUGCUGCUGUUGCGCCUGGCAUCAUCAAAACUCCUCUAUACACUGACAACCCCGAGAAGAUGGCCAUGAUUGACGGUUUGCAGGAUGUCUGGGUUGAGCCUGAGGAAGUUGCUGAAGUUAUGGUUGCUUUGAUCGAAAGGGACACCAUGAGCGAGACGAUUGGAUAUUACCCCGACAAUGGAGAUAUACAGAUCAACAGUGGCACUAUUCUUGAAGUUACCAAGGGGCGGGCGAGACCUGUACAUCCUUAUCAUGACCCAGGCCCGUCUGGACCUGGUGCUUUGGCUUCGAACAUGGCUGCAUCUGAGAAUGCUGCCUUGGCAAUGUUGAAGCCUGGAUGGGGUGGGCCAGAGAGCGCCAGUGCGAAGUAG
Fusarium redolens is the source of this 969-nucleotide messenger RNA. RefSeq lists its product as uncharacterized. NCBI's taxonomy places the organism in Eukaryota, Fungi, Ascomycota, Sordariomycetes, Hypocreales, Nectriaceae. Gene Ontology annotation, molecular function: oxidoreductase activity, acting on the CH-OH group of donors, NAD or NADP as acceptor. Gene Ontology annotation, cellular component: cytoplasm. The record is from RefSeq and is a predicted model, not a curated record. The transcript has 2 exons. Bases 1 to 969 code for a protein of 322 amino acids.